AUGGAAUCGCCAAAAAUACCAUUCCGGGGAAUAAUUAAUGACCUAAAAGGAAGAAAAGCUUGCUACAAGCAAGACUGGACAAGUGCAAUUUUCUCAGGAUGCAGAAUUUUUGCUCCAACAACCUAUAUAUUCUUUGCAUCUGCGCUUCCAGUAAUUGCAUUUGGAGAGCAGUUGGUCAGAGAUACGGAUGGAAGCUUAAGCGCAGUGGAAACUUUGGCUUCAACUGCUAUAUGCGGCGUCAUACACUCAAUUUUUGGUGGACAACCUUUAUUGAUUUUAGGAGUUGCAGAGCCUACAAUUAUAAUGUAUACUUACCUAUAUAAUUACUGUAAAGAUACACCUGACAUCGGAGAAGAUCAAUUCCUGGCUUGGGCUGGAUGGGUUUGUGUCUGGACAGCACUUAUGCUAGUCCUCCUUGCAAUAUUCAAUGCUUGCACCAUUAUCAACAGAUUUACAAGAAUUGCAGGGGAACUCUUUGGCAUGCUCAUUGCAGUUCUUUUCAUGCAAGAAGCUAUUAAGGGGUUGCUUAAUGAGUUUAAAACUCCUAAAGGUGAGGAUCCUUCUGAAGAGAAGUAUAGCUUUCAGUGGAAUUAUGUAAACGGGUUGCUAGCGAUCAUUUUCGCGUUUGGUGUACUGUAUAGUUCCUUAGAGACUAGAAGAAUGAGGUCGUCACAGUUUGGCCCAGGCUGGGUACGAAGUCUUAUGACAGACUACGGAGUUCCUUUUUUGAUAGUAAAAUGGACAGCAUUCACAGACCUUGUACCUGAAAGAGUUCCUGCAGGAGUUCCCAGAAGACUUCGUAUUCCUCUUCCCCGUGACUCUGGAUACCAUCAGUAUGCUACAAGAAUAAUUGCCAAUAACUGCAGCUACUAAUUGCAGAAUAUGGGAACAGUUCCUACAGUAUACAUCUUUGCUGCAAUUAUCCCAGCAGUAAUGAUAGCUGGUCUUUAUUUUUUUGACCACAGUGUUGCUUCCCAAAUGGCACAACAGAAAGAAUUUAAUCUCAAGAACCCUUCUGCUUAUCAUUAUGAUUUAUUCUUGCUUGGUAUCAUGACCUUUUUAUGCGGAUUACUCGGCAUCCCUCCUUCCAAUGGUGUUCUUCCUCAAUCUCCCAUGCACACCAAAAGCCUUGCCUUUCUGAAAAAGCAGUUCAUUCAAAAAAGAAUGGCAAAGAAAGGUAAGGAAUGCAUAAGUCAACAGGGUAGCAACUCUGAAAUCUUUGGGAAGAUGCAAGAAGUUUUUGUUGAAAUGGACAAGACUCCGGCUGUAAAAGAAUUGAAAGACCUAAAGGAUGCAGUUCUGAGAGUUGAAAAUGGAGAAAAUGGAAGUCGCACACAUGAUCUGGAAAAAAACCUUGAUGCUCAUUUGCCUGUGCGAGUAAAUGAGCAAAGAUGGAGCAACCUACUGCAAUCAAUCCUUGUGGGAAUGACAAUACUUGCUGUUCCAAUUAUCAAGCGCAUACCUACAUCUGUUCUUUGGGGUUAUUUUGCAUACAUGGCCAUCGAAAGCCUUCCUGGCAAUCAGUUCUGGGAGAGAAUUACGAUGCUUCUCAUUCCUCCAGCAAGAUGGUACAAAGUACUUGCAGAAGCCCAUGCUUCUUUUGUGGAGUUGGUGCCCCAGAAAACUAUUGCUAUGUUUACGCUGUUUCAACUAGUAUAUCUUGGCAUAUGUUAUGCUAUAACUUGGAUACCAAUAGGUGGAAUAUUGUUCCCCUUGCCAUUCUUUCUGCUAAUAAUUAUUAGAGAGCGUGUGAUGCCCAGACUAGUACAUCCAGAAUACCUACAGGAGUUGGAUGCAGCUGCAUAUGAAGAGUUGACUGGAAGUAUCAUUCACAAUCGGACCAUCCCUGGACAGGUAUAUUACACUCGAGAUUUAAGUUCUGCAGAUGAUGGAAGUUCAGAAUUGCCAACAGAUGAUGAUUAUGAGAUACUGGAUGAGCUAACCACUAGCAGGGGUGAACUGAAGCUUAGAGCUGCAAGUCGUCGUCAGCACCAACAGGCAUGUCCUUCUUACUCUCGACAUUAUUUUCCACCAAAUCCGAUACUACAUAUGAACAUGUUAUCAACAAUAUCUGACAAAACAUGACGACAGUAUUGUACUCCGAAGAUAUAUGCAUAUUCAGAGGCUUAUACUUUGUGGAUUUUAGUUCCCCAUAAAAUUUAUUCAUCUCCAAAGUAAAUAUCUAAUUAAAAGCAAAACUAGAGGGUAUAGGUAAAAUAUUUGUGUCGAUGGUAUCAAAAUACGUCAGGAGAAAAAUCCAUU
This is a messenger RNA of Daucus carota subsp. sativus, 2262 nucleotides long. Its product is annotated as probable boron transporter 7. The record is from RefSeq and is a predicted model, not a curated record. Lineage: Eukaryota; Viridiplantae; Streptophyta; Magnoliopsida; Apiales; Apiaceae. Gene Ontology annotation, molecular function: solute:inorganic anion antiporter activity. Gene Ontology annotation, biological process: monoatomic anion transport; transmembrane transport; monoatomic ion homeostasis. Gene Ontology annotation, cellular component: plasma membrane. The transcript has 12 exons.